This is a messenger RNA of Erinaceus europaeus (western European hedgehog), 499 nucleotides long. RefSeq names its product follicle stimulating hormone subunit beta (gene FSHB). The record is from RefSeq and is a predicted model, not a curated record. Gene Ontology annotation, cellular component: cytoplasm; extracellular region. Gene Ontology annotation, molecular function: hormone activity. NCBI's taxonomy places the organism in Eukaryota, Metazoa, Chordata, Mammalia, Eulipotyphla, Erinaceidae. The transcript has 2 exons. Bases 25 to 414 code for a protein of 129 amino acids. Gene Ontology annotation, biological process: G protein-coupled receptor signaling pathway.
CAUCUUUUUACUUCCCAGUACAGAAUGAAGUCGGUCCAACUUUGCUUCCUUUUCUGUUGCUGGAAAGCAAUCUGCUGCAGCAGCUGUGAGCUGACCAACAUCACCAUUGCAGUGGAGAGAGAGGAAUGCCGCUUCUGCAUCAGCAUCAACACAACAUGGUGUGCAGGCUACUGCUACACUAGGGAUCUGGUAUACAAGGACCCAGCCCGACCCAACAUCCAGAAAGCAUGUACCUUCAAGGAUGUGGUGUAUGAGACGGUGAAAAUACCUGGCUGUGCUCACCAUGCAGACUCCCUGUAUACAUAUCCAGUAGCCACUGAGUGUCACUGUGGCAAGUGUGACAGCGACAGUACCGACUGUACCGUGCGAGGCCUAGGACCCAGCUACUGCUCCUUCAGUGACAUGAAAGAAUAAAGGAAGAUGGACAUUUCAGGCUGCGUAGCCUUGUCUUGAAGGAUCAAGAUAUCCCAAAAGCCUGUGUGUAUGUAAUGUGCACAGG